Molecule: messenger RNA, 2391 nt
Organism: Xiphias gladius (swordfish)
Lineage: Eukaryota; Metazoa; Chordata; Actinopteri; Istiophoriformes; Xiphiidae
Gene: exoc7
Product: exocyst complex component 7
Biological process (GO): exocytosis
Cellular component (GO): exocyst
Molecular function (GO): phosphatidylinositol-4,5-bisphosphate binding
Source: RefSeq, a predicted model, not a curated record
CGUGUCUUGUAACGGCUAAUCUACCUAACUUGCUUCUAGCUCUCCACAACAUUAGCCUUUGGGCGUCGGUGCUGUCAUUUUUUUAAUGCUCUGAGCGAGUAGAUUAAUCGGUUUUAAUUCACCGGGGGCCGUCCUUUGAUGGGAAUUACCUCCAGGAUGAUUCCUACCGAGGAUGCGUCCGCCAGGAAGCGGGAGAUAGAGGAGAAACUGAAGCAGGAGCAGGAGACGCUGUCAUUCAUCAAAAACCUGGAGAAGAGCGAUCAGCUGACCAAGGGCAUGGUCUCCAUCCUGUCCUCGUUUGAGAGCCGCCUGAUGCAGCUGGAGAACUCCAUCAUCCCAGUGCACAAACAGACGGAGAACCUGCAGCGGCUGCAGGAGAACGUGGACAAAACCCUGUCCUGCAUGGAUCACGUCAUCAGCUACUAUCACGUGGCCAAAGACACCGACAGGAUCAUCAGGGAGGGACCGACAGGCAGACUGAAUGAGUAUCUUGCCUGUAUUGCAAAGAUUCAGAAAGCUGUGGAAUAUUUCCAAGACAACAACCCUGACAGCCCCGAACUCAACACAGUGAAAGCGCGUUUUGAGAAGGGUAAAGAGCUGCUGGAGGCUGAGUUCCGCAGCCUGCUGACCCGCUACAGUAAACCUGUUCCCCCCAUCCUCAUCCUGGACGCCAUCAGUGUGGACGAGGAGCUGGAGGUCCAGGAGGAGGUGGUGCUGGAACACCUGCCUGAAGCCGUACUCCAAGACAUCAUCUGCAUCGCCGGCUGGCUGGUGGAAUACGGACGCAACCAGGAUUUCAUGAACGUCUACUUCCAGAUCAGGUCCAACCAGCUGGAUCGUUCCAUCAAAGGCCUGAAGGAUCACUUCCGCAAGAACAGCGCCUCCUCUGGGAUCCUCUACUCGCCCGCCAUCCAAACCAAACGCAAGGACACGCCCACCAAAAAGGCUCCUAAGAGACCAGUCUACAUCCCAGGUUACGAUCACGACCUGCGGGUCAAACUACACUCUGACUCCCUGACCGAGAAGCACGGGGCCGCCACAGGAAAGGAUGACGUCCUGGACAUCGAGAUCGACUCCUACAUCCACUGCAUCAGUGCCUUUGUCAAGCUGGCUCAGAGCGAGUACGCCCUCCUGACAGAAAUCAUCCCCGAGCACCACCAGAAGAAGACGUUUGACUCCCUCAUUCAGGAGGCACUGGACAACCUGAUGCUAGAGGGAGACAACAUCGUGUCUGCGGCUCGCAGGGCCAUAAUGCGUCACGACUACUCAGCCGUCCUCACCAUCUUCCCCAUCCUGAGACACCUGAAAAUGAACAAGUCCGAGUUUGACGCGACUCUACAGGGAACGGCAGCGAGCACCAAGAACAAGCUGCCUACACUCAUCACAUCGAUGGAGACUAUUGGAGCCAAAGCUCUGGAGGAGUUUGCAGACAGCAUCAAGAACGACCCCGAUAAAGAGUACAACAUGCCCAAAGAUGGAACAGUCCACGAACUGACCAGCAAUGCCAUCCUGUUCCUGCAGCAGCUGCUGGACUUCCACGAGACAGCUGGAGCCAUGCUGGCCUCCCAAGAGACAAGUUCAUCAGCAAGUAGCUACACCUCCGAUUUCAACAAAAGGCUCCUCAGCACUUACAUAUGUAAGGUGUUGGGAAACUUGCAGCUGAACUUGCUCAGUAAAUCCAAAGUGUACGAGGAUUCGGCUCUGAGUGCCAUUUUCCUACACAACAACUACAACUACAUCCUGAAGUCCCUGGAGAAGUCCGAGCUGAUCCAGCUGGUAACUGUGACCCAGAAGAAAGCUGAGAUUUCAUACAAGGAGCUGAUAGAGCAGCAGAUCCAGAUGUACCAGCGCAGCUGGCUGAAAGUCACAGAGCACCUGACAGACAAGAACAUGCCCGUCCUCCAACCCGGCACCAAGCUGAAAGACAAAGAGCGACAAGUGAUUAAAGACAAAUUCAAGGGUUUUAAUGACGGGUUGGAGGAGUUGUGUAAGAUCCAGAAGGGCUGGGCCAUCCCUGACAAAGAGCAGCGAGACUUCAUCCGUCAGGCUCAGAAGAAAGUGGUGUCGGACGCGUACAGGGCGUUCCUGCAGCGAUGCGCCAACAUCUCCUUCACCAAGAACCCCGAGAAGUAUCACAAGUAUCGACCGGAGGAAGUGGAGGAGAUGAUCGAGAGGCUGUUCGACACGUCCGCCUGAGCCGCGCUUGGAUCGACCCCAGCUCGCGCUCCUCUCGCUCUGCCAACAGCGAAACGCGAGCUCCUUCAACAGCACACGGACACACUCAGCCUCUCCCUCGUUGUGUCCUAUGAAUGUUUUGUACAAGAAUAUGAACAUGAUGUAUUUAUGUAAUUUAGCUUAGCAUUUCAGACAAAUAAAGGGAACUCGGAAUGA